Molecule: messenger RNA, 1116 nt
Organism: Prosopis cineraria
Lineage: Eukaryota; Viridiplantae; Streptophyta; Magnoliopsida; Fabales; Fabaceae
Product: pumilio homolog 1-like
Exons: 3
Coding region: 600-914 (104 amino acids)
Biological process (GO): post-transcriptional regulation of gene expression
Cellular component (GO): cytoplasm
Molecular function (GO): mRNA binding
Source: RefSeq, a predicted model, not a curated record
CGAAACGCUGGUGUCUUCCUCCUGGCGUAAGCUUGGUGCAGGCAUGAGCUAGAUUUGGAUGCGUGAGUUACGAGAUCUUCGUGGCAAUAUGGCUGGAGAAAGGUCAUUUUUGUUCUAUGCAUUAAUUACCAGAGGUAAUAACAGCUACUGUGCCUUAGGAAAGGCCAGCGAAGCCAGCCAGCCAAGCUACCCAAGCCUGUGGCAGCGACGCGUGCCGUGCCGGCGGAGGCUGGAACAUCAUCCUAGAAAGAUAACAUCACUGGCGAGUCCGUUGAGGUAGAGAGGAACAAGCUGGUGUUCUUCGAAGGCGAGAUAUUGAGCUUCGAUUUGGAAGAUUUGCUAAGAGCUUCUGCAAAAGUUCUAGGCAAAGGAAGCGUGGGAAUGUCCUACAAGGAGGUGCUAGAAGGAGGAACGACGGUGGUGGCGAAGAGAUUGAAAGAGGUGGCUGUAACAAAGAAAGACUUUGAUGCUCAGAUGGAGGUUCUGGGCAAGAUUGAGCACGAGAAUAUUUGUUCCUCUCAGAGCUUACUAUUACUCCAAAGACGAGAAAUUGCUCGUCUAAGAUUAACUCCCAUCUGGCAACUUGUCUGCUCUGCUUCAUGAGAGUACUGGAGCACUGCAAAGAUGCUAAGACGCAACAGAAAGCUGUGGAUGAGAUUUUAGGAGCUGUUAGCCUGUUAGCUCAGGAUCACAAUGGAAAUUAUGUUGUUCAGCAUGUGCUAGAACAUGGGAAGCCACAUGAGCGUUCGGCUAUUAUAAAGGAAUUAGCUAGCAUGAUACUUCAAAUGAGUCAACAGAAGUUCACCUUCAAUUUUGUAGAGAAGUGCUUGACAUUUGGAGAUUCUUCUGAAUGCCAGUUACUGGUGAAUGAGAUGCUUGGCUCCAUGGACGAAAAUGAACCCCUUCAAGUUUAAUUUCUUAAAACAUUUUCUAUAGCUUUUUGAUAAUAUAUAAGUCUUUCCCUUUUUCUCUGUGGCAGCCAGUCAAUGCUUAUUUUAUAUUUGAGUCAAUUCAUCUGAGACAAUAUGGUUGUUGAUCUUGGGAGUCUCUUGUUUCCUAUGAUUACUUGGGUUUGGAUUCUUAACAAACUGCUAUAUUUGACUUUGAAUCUUUGCU